AUGGCUCUUGCAGAUCCCUGUCAGCCGUAUCAGCUUCGUGCACACAUACGUUCUACUACAACUCCAGCUGGCACUCUUAUAACAGACUUCAACUGUUUGGAGGAGCUUCUUGUUGUUACAAUUGACCAUAUCACAAGCCACAAGAUGGCAUAUAGCUCUAUCAACUAUUCUUCCCCUGUGGGCAACACAUUUCCAGUCAGGACCUUGUACCGAGAUGAUUCUACAAGUAAUUCACUCAUUGUUGACCAAAAAAACUCAGAUUGGCCUCCCUUGCAGGUCAAAGCAGGUUGUAUGCCUCCUCAUGAGUGUAUCUGUUGUGGAUUGCUUGCAGAUUGGGGGUUUGCGGCUGCAAUACCAAAGAUAAAGGAGGAAUUUUCUCAGUUGAAUCUAUCUCAGUUUGAUAAAGAAGAUGCCGUAUUUGAUGAGGGGUCAUCUGAAGCUUCCUCUGAAGAGGAGGAUCCUGCCCACCAUGAUUGCAAGGCCAAGAUGUUGGAUGCCAUGCUGAAAAGGGUCGCACAGCAACACAGUGUAAUCCAGCAGGCCCAAGGUUCCUUUGCCAACACUUCAAUACAUGGCCAUAAUGUUCCAGGGUGGGAAAUGGAGGUCACUGGAGGUACUGCUCAUGAGACCUUUGAGCUCUUGGCAGGCCAGGGGUGGGCUGUGGAUAACGGAAACCAUGUCCUUGAACGCACAGGUACAGAGCCCUUCAUGGCUGUAGAAAUACAGAAUACACAACCUGGAGAGCCCAUUCAGCACGCAGCACAUCAUGAUCUUGAGUCCUUCUACUACAUUAUUUUAGCUAUGUGCGUUCUACUGGAGCAGCCCUACCAAUUCAAGGACAAGGUGUUUAUGGAGCGGGAGGUAAUCAGGAAAUGGCUCAAUCCUGAAUUUGACACCAAGUUUACCCAUGCAGAUGCAGCGCAUCACAAAUUCACAACAUUUGGCAAGGCUGAUAACCUCCAUAGUUUCCUUGACGGACAUACAUCAGGAAAAACCCUUUUGCUAUAUAGCGCUAUAUAG
Messenger RNA from Serpula lacrymans var. lacrymans S7.9, 1020 nucleotides. RefSeq lists its product as uncharacterized. Lineage: Eukaryota; Fungi; Basidiomycota; Agaricomycetes; Boletales; Serpulaceae. The record is from RefSeq and is a predicted model, not a curated record. The transcript is spliced from 3 exons. Bases 1 to 1020 code for a protein of 339 amino acids.